AUGAGUAGUCGAGUUUAUGAUCCCAUACACGAUGUAUUUCAAAACCGCGAGGACCAGGAGGAUACAAUUUCCUCGGGUGAUUUAGCUCGACCAAGAUCAGACGAUGACGGAGAUUCUACUCAAAGUGAGGACAAUGCUAACUCUGUGAAUGGAGCUGAACCACACAAAAGGAGGAUGCGGGAACCUAGUAAAUAUAUGCGCCACUUGAAAAAGGCUGAUGGGGAAUACUUCACGCGAAAAGAAAUACAAUACGAAUUUUUGCACAAUCUAUGCUCGGAUCGAAGGCCCCUUUUCACCAAUUGGUAUCAGGAUUCAUUUUCAAUUUCCCCUGCAGAGGAGCAAGAGCAUCUUAAUGUUACAGAUGAUGCUUAUGUGGCACGCAAAUUCAUAAAAAAUGAAAAGCUGACAUUUUCAGAGUGCUACCUCUUGAGCAUUGCGUCAUCAACCAAGUGUUCUAAAAUACUUCGCGACAAGCUUUUAUUUGAUCAGAAUAUUGCCUUCUCUACCUGUGCUCUCUCGCUUUUGGUUAAUACAGGUAGGUUGAAUACGACGAUCAACUUCUUCCUAGAAAUGACGUCUCAAUUACGAACCUUCCAUUCUAUACCUUGCCUUCAAAAGGAUGCCCGAGAUCCCAAGUCUUUGCAAGACACACCUCGCUUAAAGUCGAUAUUAAAAAACUUGCCCCUAGGAAAUGGUAACUUACCGCUUACUGAGUUUUACGAGACUCCCGAGCAAGGCAAAUUGCUGGAUUCCAACCCUGUCAAUCUGAUUUUCCAUUUGUGUGAUAACUCGGCGCUAGUAAAUCUGAAGUUCCUCCAAGAAUAUGUUGCAGAUCCCAAUGAUUUGACCUUUUUCGACAUUUUGGAGAACCCAACGUUGGAUCCCAAACAAAGAGCAGAGAUUAUCCUAUGGCUGAUUUAUGUUCACUUGGAGACUGAUAUGACAGAACCAGAGAUUGCCAAAUCUUUGCAGCUGUUUGGAGUUGACGGCAAAUUCGAACUUGACUCCAGCAGCGAUGAUGUUGAUGAGGACACAACUUCAGAAAUUGAGUUUGGAGAGGAUCAGAAAACUAAACGUAGGGAUUUCUUGUUGCGAAACAACCGGUUGCCUCAUAGCGUAACUGCAGGUGAGGAUGAUAGUAAAUCCAUAAUGGAACAAACAAAAUUCGAAAAAAAGAUGGGCGAGGAGAAUUCUGGCGCAAUCGAAGAUGGUAAAGCUACUUUAACCAAGAAGAGAGGACCAAAAGCGGGGUCUAGGACGUCAUCCAGAACCUCAGGGAGGACCAAUUCAAGAGUCAGCUCCAAAGCCGCCGAUCAACAAGAAGAGGAGGGAGAAGAGAAAGGUGUGAAAGCUCCAACGAAACCUGCGAUAGCUAAGAGACCCUAUCGCAAACAGGUCAAGAGAACUACCGAUUCGAUGGACGAUAGUGUGGCGGAUAUGACGACGAUAAAGGGAGAGACACAAGAUGAACUCAAGCUAAAGGGGAUUACUCCACACGCGGAUAGUCCGCCUGCGGUUCAACAACCACGGAAAAGACAGAAAAAAAAGGGAAUUUCAGCGUCCCCGGCUUCGCAAGAGGCUGGGAGUGAACUUUUGGAUGAGAAAAUGAAAGAUGAGAUGGAGGAACUUAUAAAAUUCGACAAGCGAGAGAGAAUUGCGGACCAUCGUACUCAGGAUGUGGUUAUGCAAGAGCUGGAAAGAGCUCAGUCUGUGGUACGUCGCAAACGGGAAGAGCUGGGCUUGAUCAAGAUGUUCCACGAAUUCGAAGACGUGACGAUGGCGACCGUAAUCGGAGUGCGUGGGAAGAAAAGGAAGAAGUUUAAAGAUGGCGUCCUGGGGUUCGAAACAGAUUUUCUUCGUACCAUCAACGGGGCUAAGAGGGCGAUGCUACUGAAUCGGAAAAGUCAGGAAGAAAAUAUAUACGAGUUUAGUUGA
Messenger RNA from Lachancea dasiensis, 1935 nucleotides. Lineage: Eukaryota; Fungi; Ascomycota; Saccharomycetes; Saccharomycetales; Saccharomycetaceae. The record is from the annotation of a GenBank genome assembly.